Habropoda laboriosa is the source of this 958-nucleotide messenger RNA. RefSeq names its product max-interacting protein 1-like (gene Mad). Lineage: Eukaryota; Metazoa; Arthropoda; Insecta; Hymenoptera; Apidae. Gene Ontology annotation, molecular function: RNA polymerase II cis-regulatory region sequence-specific DNA binding; DNA-binding transcription factor activity, RNA polymerase II-specific; protein dimerization activity. Gene Ontology annotation, biological process: regulation of transcription by RNA polymerase II. The transcript is spliced from 6 exons. The record is from RefSeq and is a predicted model, not a curated record. The coding region runs from base 23 to 958 and encodes 311 amino acids.
UGAACAUGGCUACGCUUCGACGAUGCCGAUGCCCGAUGAUAUGCGGACGGUCACAAAAAGGCCAAAGACGAAAAAAUCCCAGGGCAGCAGGACGACUCAUAACGAGCUGGAGAAAAAUAGGAGAGCGCACCUCAGAAACUGCCUCGAAAAGCUGAAGGUGUUGGUUCCGUUGGGUCCCGAAACCUCAAGACACACCACGUUGGGUCUCUUGACCAAGGCCAAGCGUUUUAUCAAGAACCUAGAGGAACGCGAACGCAAGCACGCGGUGCACAAGGAACAGCUGUCUCGCGAGCACAGGUUCCUCAGGCGACGGCUGGAGCAGCUGACGAGUCAGACGGGCCUGCACGGGUUGCACGGCCUCCACGGCCUCCACGGGCUCAGCUCGAGUGCACCGACCGGUUCCUCUUGCGGCCCUGGAGCCGCUGCCGCAGCCGCAACCGCGGCCGCGGCUCUUCUCUCCAAACGCCGCAGCGUCUCCGAGUGCUCUCUCGGCACGGCCUCUUCCACCAGCUCCACGGCCAGCUCCAGGAACUCCGACAGGUCUGCGGGCAGUCCCUCCGUCUCGGAGUCCGGAAUAGUAGAUAAAGUCUUGAAAGUGUUGAUAGGUUUCAAAGUCUUGAAUGUUUUGAUAGGAUUUGAAAGCUUGGCAAAUUCAAGAUUCACGACUCAAGACUCACGACUCACGACUCAAGACUCACGACUCAAGACUCAUGACUCACGACUCAAGACUCACGACUCAAGAUUCACGACUCAAGACUCAGGACUCAAGACUCAAGACUCGCGACUCAUGACUCACGACUCACGACUCAAGACUCACGACUCAAGAUUCAAGAUUCACGACUCAAGACUCACGACUCAAGACUCACGACUCAAGAUUCACGCCUCAAGACUCACGACUCAAGACUCACGACUCAAGAUUCACGCCUCAAGACUCACGACUCAAGACUCCGAAUCAUAA